AUGGGCCGGCCUGGGUUAAACGGGCCCGAACCCCUCUUGCCCUCGCUCCUAGAAAAGCCGCCCGCCUCCGUCUCUCCCCCGCACUCCAUCGCCUCGCCUCGCCUCGCCGCCGUUCCCCGCAACCCCCUGUCUGUCGACCCAAUUCAUCUCAGGGAUAUCACCCGACGCCUCGUCCUCCUCUCCAGAUCAGAUCUUACGCCCGCCCGCCCGAGUCUUCUUCGCCGCCAAAAGGAAAAGAUGCUCUACAAAAUCCACUCCCAUGCCGAAAUCCAAGCCCUGCAGGCCCGCACCGAUGAGCUGGGCCACUCCAAUGAGCACAUGGAUGUGAAGCUUGUCUCUCUGGAGUCGGUGCGCAUAGCGCGCGAGUCGUAUGCACUCCUCCGCCCGCUGAUCAUGGAGUCGAGGUCCUGGGAAUGCCCGGAGCUGGAUUCCCUCUCGGACGUGGCAGGCUUGUCGCUGGAAAUCCAAAAGCUCGAGCAUGAUGUGUUACCCCAGCUCACGGUUCAGGAGGCUAAGCUGGAACGGGGUGCCCUGGAAGCCCUCCUACUCAUGAAGAGCUCAGCAGCUAAGCUCUUACAUAUGAGUAAGUGCUUGAAGGAAGCCUUGGGCGUAUUGCUUGCCGAGGAUGUCAAAAAGCUGAGCAUAGUGCUAAGCGAUACUGCUGUUCAUGUACUCAAAGGUAAGUUCAACAGUGGCUUGCUUCAGGAGCGUGUCCCGUGGCUGGUCGAGCUGGUCACCGAUGUGUUGGAGACCCCGGUUCGUUUCUGUGAUACUCGUAAGCGUAAGUAUUCUGAUGAGUAGACUUAUCAGCCAGCUCGAGGCUGUUGUGAUGAGUAUUUCUUAGGGGCGUGGCAAACAGUUUAGAAUCAACCCUUUAUGUUUGUAUGUGUUAUUAAUGGAUUUUAAAUGAUAUGUAUCUUGGGUGGGUAGUGUUUUCUCA
Molecule: messenger RNA, 940 nt
Organism: Triticum aestivum (bread wheat)
Lineage: Eukaryota; Viridiplantae; Streptophyta; Magnoliopsida; Poales; Poaceae
Exons: 2
Coding region: 1-801 (266 amino acids)
Source: RefSeq, a predicted model, not a curated record